Molecule: messenger RNA, 594 nt
Organism: Dibothriocephalus latus
Lineage: Eukaryota; Metazoa; Platyhelminthes; Cestoda; Diphyllobothriidea; Diphyllobothriidae
Source: the annotation of a GenBank genome assembly
AUGGCUGGAGAAGCUGAUUUGAAUGUUGAUGAGAUUAUUUCUAUGCUUCUUGAGGUGCGAGGCUCUCGAGUUGGAACCACUGUUAACCUGAAGGAAGAAGAUAUCAAGGCGCUCUGCGUAAAAUCUCGGGAGAUUUUCCUUUCGCAACCUAUCCUCCUUGAAUUGGAAGCUCCUUUAAAAAUAUGCGGCGACAUUCACGGCCAGUACACUGACCUUAUGCGUCUCUUCGAGUAUGGCGGCUUUCCUCCGGAAUCAAACUAUCUCUUCCUUGGGGAUUACGUCGAUCGAGGAAAACAGAGCUUAGAGACAAUUUGUCUUCUUUUGGCCUAUAAAAUCAAGCAUCCAGAAAACUUCUUCCUGUUACGUGGCAAUCACGAAUGUGCCUCGAUCAACCGGAUUUAUGGAUUUUAUGACGAAUGCAAGAGACGCUACAAUGUUAAACUCUGGAAAACCUUCACGGACUGUUUCAACUGUUUGCCGGUUGCUGCCAUUGUUGAUGAGAAAAUAUUCUGCUGUCAUGGUGGCUUAUCUCCUGACCUCCAAACAAUGGAACAGAUUCGUCGAAUCUUCCGCCCAACCGAUGUCCCUGAUACC